This is a messenger RNA of Melitaea cinxia (Glanville fritillary), 723 nucleotides long. Its product is annotated as bolA-like protein 3. The coding region runs from base 174 to 509 and encodes 111 amino acids. Lineage: Eukaryota; Metazoa; Arthropoda; Insecta; Lepidoptera; Nymphalidae. The transcript is spliced from 3 exons. The record is from RefSeq and is a predicted model, not a curated record.
GUAAGUAUUACUAUACUCUGUGCGGUAGAGUUAAAAUUAAGGUUAUGUUAUGUUAUGUAAAGUCUAAACUUCAAAAGCCGAAAACAAAUAAAAAAUAUUAAAACAAAGUUUAUAACAAUAUGUAUUGUGUAUAAAAUAUUUUUGUCACUUAACGAGCUAGUUUUAUCUUAAAUAUGUUUCGAAAUUUUAUGAAAGUUUUAGAACCUUUUAAAAAUCAACUUAGUCGAGCUGUAGCUGGUAAUGGCAAUGCAUUCCAGCAAAACUGCAUAUCCAAAGAACAAAAGCUUACAGAGGCACUGAAAAAGGCAAUACCCGGUAUCACAUAUGUUAGUGUAGAGGAUAUAUCUGGAGGUUGCGGAGCCAUGUAUGAAAUAAGUAUAGAAGCUAAAGAGUUCAAAGGUAUAUCAAGAGUUAAACAACACCGUCUUGUAACUGAAUCCCUGAAGAGUGAAAUUGCCGAGAUGCAUGGGAUUAGGAUACACACGUCACCUUCCCCGGAUACUGAAUGAAGUGAUGAAGAACUAUGGACUAGCAAAAUGUUUAAUAUUAUAAUUAUGGUUGUUUUAUUUAAGACAAAGAAAAUCACAUGCUUAACGUUGUUUGUUUUCUAAAUGAAAAAUUGAUAUUAUUUUUAGUUAGGUCUAUCUGACACACUUAUCUUCACAAUUAGUUAUGAUUUGUUGUGAUUUGCUUAAAUAUAGUGGAAGGUAAUAAUUUCCUCAA